AUGAGAGCUGCGGCCGCAGGGGCUGUCGGAGCGCUCUGGCCCCCGCCGCACUCCGCGCCCCGGAGCCACUGACACCGCACCCGAGCGCCUACACCCGGCUCAGCGCUCGUCGGUCUCCUGGCCUUGAAGCUAGCGGGCUCUUGGGAACCCUGCGUCCGGCCCGGGCUCCACGUGCCUUGAGGUCCCCGGUCUCCCAUGGUCCCCAUGGCCACGCUGUGGGGCGAUCUAGGAGACGCCUGAGGAAGCCCAGACAGUGCCCGUCCACGGCCCUGCGGGCUGCGCGGCGGGAGUCUGCGGGGAGCUAUGCUGAAGCUGCGGGGUGAGGACGAAGCCGCGCAGCUCGCCCCUAGGCGUGCCCGUGUCCCUGCCCCCGUGCCCAGACCCACGGCCCCCGACGUGUCCCCAGCUUCCACCCGCCUGGGUCUUGCCUGCCUGCUGCUGCUGCUGCUCCUGACUCUGCCGGCCCGUGUAGACACGUCCUGGUGGUACAUAGGGGCCCUGGGAGCCCGAGUGAUCUGUGACAACAUCCCCGGUCUGGUGAGCCGGCAGCGGCAGUUGUGCCAGCGCUACCCGGACAUCAUGCGCUCGGUCGGCGAAGGGGCCCGGGAAUGGAUCCGAGAGUGCCAGCACCAGUUCCGCCAUCACCGCUGGAACUGCAGCACACUGGACCGGGACCACACUGUCUUUGGCCGUGCCAUGCUCAGAAGCAGCCGGGAAGCAGCGUUUGUCUAUGCUAUCUCGUCAGCAGGAGUGGUCCACGCUAUCACUCGGGCCUGCAGCCAGGGUGAGCUGAGUGUGUGCAGCUGUGACCCAUAUACCCGUGGUCGGCACCAUGAUCAACGAGGGGACUUUGACUGGGGUGGCUGUAGUGACAACAUCCACUACGGUGUCCGCUUUGCCAAGGCUUUUGUGGAUGCCAAAGAGAAGAGGCUUAAGGACGCCCGGGCCCUCAUGAACUUACAUAACAACCGCUGCGGUCGCACGGCUGUGCGGCGAUUUCUGAAGCUGGAGUGCAAGUGUCACGGUGUGAGUGGCUCCUGUACCCUGCGCACCUGCUGGAGGGCACUCUCAGACUUCCGCCGCACAGGUGACUACCUGAGGAGGCGCUACGAUGGGGCUGUGCAGGUGACGGCCACGCAGGACGGGGCCAAUUUCACAGCAGCCCGCCAAGGCUAUCGCCAUGCCACUCGGACUGAUCUCGUCUACUUCGACAACUCCCCUGACUACUGUGUCUUGGACAAGGCUGCAGGUUCCCUAGGCACCGCAGGCCGCGUCUGCAGCAAGACUUCUAAAGGAACAGAUGGGUGUGAAAUCAUGUGCUGCGGCCGAGGGUAUGACACAACUCGGGUCACCCGUGUCACCCAGUGUGAGUGCAAAUUCCACUGGUGCUGUGCUGUGCGGUGCAAAGAGUGCAGAAACACUGUGGACGUCCACACAUGCAAGGCCCCUAAGAAGGCAGAGUGGCUGGACCAGACCUGAGCACACAGAUACCUCGUUCUUCCCUCCACUUCAAGCCUCUGACUCAAAAGCACAAGAUCCUUGCAUGCACACCUUCCUCCACCCUCAAUCCUGGGCUGCUACAGCUUCUGUUAUGGACUUGGAGAGAGAUCCAGAGGGACCCCAAUGUCCUGGCUGGUUCCUUAGCCCUAGGGAGGCGUUCAUAGGGGAUGGGAAUAGGAGACUGAGUGGCUCCCUGAUAGUCCAUCUGGAGGUUUGAAGGGAGAGUAGAAGAGGUAGGAGUCUGUCUUCAGCAUGAUUUAAGUUGCACUAAGUCAAGGCUCAUUCUCCCCUUUGCUUCCACUGACUUCUGAUACUCUUUGGGUAUGCAACAGGAAGGGAACCUGGAGGUAUCUUCUGUGUUUGAUCCUCCUCUGCCUAAGGAUAGAUAAGACAGAGAUAAAAACUGCCCGUUCUUUCGCUGGACAGUAUGUGCAGACAAUCUUAGGCUAUAGUAUUCUGCUGAGACCCUGAAAUAGCUAGAUGAGUUAGCCAGUGAACAAGGCUCCACCUCAUGCUUGUAUGCAGCUUAUAGACUAGUGGUUUGGUGGGGAGAAUCCCAGUUCUGUAUAGAUACAUAUUCUCCAUGUCUCCCUCUCCACCUGCAUCCGACAGCAGCAGCCGGCUCACUGGCUGCCUGUUCGGAGUGAGGUAGCCUGCAGUGGUUCAGAUUCUUAGCAGACCAUUAGAGGUCCAGGGCAGGACUGUGAGAGAGUGACAUAGGGAGCCUGGCUAGGCCUUGGGACUUCUUCCCAUCCAUCAUCCUGGAAAGUUGGUAGGUUUGGAAACGACUAAGUGGGAGGCAGGUAACUUGUGGGAAGUGUGAGCACACCCGAUCUCAUGGGCUACAUGAGAAUCUGUGUAAACUGGGAAGCCAGAGAUAUCUCAUUACACUAGUUCUGAGGAGAGGAUCUUCAGUUUUGAGGCAGGAACAAAGCAAGCAGCUAGAGAGAGCUGGUGCUGGAGCUGAAGUGGUAAACAUCUUGUAAGGCCUUUCUCAUUUACCUAGCAAAUCUUUAGUUUGUGAUUCACCAAGUCCUACUGGUAACUAUUGCCCAUUCCACAGUCAACUUAAACAAGGAAGGUUCUCUCUGUGCUACCAACCAUUGCCUAACUAGGGUAUGCAGGAGUGGAGUCUUCAAAGACAGCAGACAUGAUAAUAUGGGGGAUCUGAAACCUUGAUGGCCUAGUUUUAUGUGACCCAGACAAUGGCCAUCUUUUUGCCUAUUGAUAAUCAUAGUAUAGAAAUCCACAGUUAUGACAGACUUAGGUCUAAUCCCAGCUAUUUACAUUCUAAGUUUUUAUUUUCAGCAGAGUCUUUAAAUUCUCCUGGUCCUUUUUCUUAUCUGUAAAGUGAGGGUGAUACUGAGAUCUAACUGUGUCCUAAACUCCAGCCAAUCGAUACACGCCAUCAACGCUUCUGUCUGGUCAAGUACAUCCUGCAUCUCUAGGGCCUUCUGACUUAGGGCUGUCUGGUCUUGACAACAGACUAGAUUAAGAGGCUUUCACAAGGAAUUCGGGAUAGCGCUCCCCUCUCUCCUCAGGCUCCUCUUCAUCCAAUCGGACUCUCAGAUGUUUGUGGAGCAACUGCUUUCUGCCCAGGCAGCAGGAGGCUGGGGGUGGGGGGUGGGCAUAGCUCUGGCCACAGAGGCAGAUUUAUUUGGAUGAUAGGACUAAUAUUUGUGUAACCUGCUGAGACCUGUGUGGGAGAGUUUAGUGUGGUUUUUCUUUUGGUGAGGGGAUUUGCUCCGGUUUCACAUCCAUUAACACAAAACAUGAGCUAGUCAGGGCCCUUGUGGUCUGUGGUGAGGGGGUGACUGGAGAAACGGGACGGCGUGAGUCAGGCAGAGGGAAUGUCUUCCUUGCAGAGUAGAGUCAACUGGAUAACUGAUGAGCCAGUGGUGGGGUCAGGGAGGGGGGGCGGAGGGGGAGAGGGACUUCUCUUGGAAGAGGGAAGCUUUGGGGCAGGGGUGAGAACAUCCAAGUUACUAUAUCAGUAAUGACAUUGGCCUUCUACAGGGAGCCAACCUGAGGUAAAUCUACUUGUGCUGUAUUCACUUUGAGUUUGGGUUCUUAGUUGUAGACAUCUGUGACAUCUCAUAUUACUCCAUGCCUCUCCCUGGGCUCCAAAUUCUAGCUGAUAAAGAUAUACAACCACUUAUAAAUGGCUCAGAGAGAAAUAGCUAUCCAGGGAGUGAGAAGUUUGUAAAGUGAGGUGUUUAUGUGAGAGAAAAGAUGUCUAUCUGAGUCCUGCUACGGAAGCUGUGUGGCCCCAAGAAGGAAUGAUGGCCAAGCAAUUAAUUUUUCCUCAGAACUUAGCUUGUCUCUGCAUUCCAACUGGCUUUAGACAACUGGCGUUCAUUCUGUACUAUACAAACAGAAACUGAUUUAUUUGGAACAAGCAACAAAACAAGAACUUUAUUCGGUGCCGGGACUCCACGUCAUUCUGCUGCUACCUACCCCUCAUCCGCUCCGAAGGCCCCCUCUUCCAUCUAGUGUCUAGAUGGUGGAGGUUUGUCGCCCACCAGCAGGGUUCUAACCUCUCUCCUCGGGUCCUUUCUCUCUUGUUGGCUCCUAUUUCACUUGUCUUUUGAUAAACAGUUAGGACAGUGUAUUUCAGUAAGAGCUAUCUGGAUACAAAGUGAACUUAAGAUCCUGUUGCUAUUCAUAGGAGAUAUCCCAUGACUGAAGUACCUGAGCUGCACAGCCUGCAGCCAGUUUCUUUUAAAUAGAAGAGCCAGGGUGAUGGCUUAUGAUUGUAAUCCCACACUCAGGGAGGCUGAUGCAGGAGGAUAGCUGUGUUUCUGAGCAGUGAGCUCCAUGGCCGCUUGAGAGCAGAGCCUGUCUCAAACAAACGGACAGACAUACAGACAGCCCAGAGGAAGAUGGACUGCUGGCCAUGACCCCAGCAAUCAGCCACAGAAAACAGCCAGGUCUCAGCUUUCUGCUCUGAAUAAUGGCAUCAGCGCGUACUCUUCAUUCGAGUAGUUCAGACUGAAAGAAGAAAAAACUAUCCUGAGCGACUGUUUGCAAAGCUUUGGAGAUCUAACCUAUGAGCACUCUAGGCCUCUUCUCUCUUCCUCUCCGCUGCAAGAAACUAUCUUCCCCUUUCUCUUACAUCCCUUAUCAAGAACACCAACCAUCAGGCCUCUUGCCAAAUUCUUAGACCCACUCAGGACAUAAGUUUCGGCAUGGCUUAGUAGAAGACAGAUAAUCGGGAUUUCCCACCCCCAUCUCCGCCUUUCUAAAAUUUGUAUUUAAAUGCUCUCAGUGGUCAUAGGGCAGAAGCCCAAGCUAGCUGAGGAUAAGGGAGGCGGCCGGAGAGUGUUUCUCAUCCCUGGGAGGCAUUCUGCCUGCUCCCUCAGCCAAAUUACUGCAGCAGAGAACAAUGCAGUGCAUUCCUGGGCAGGUCGGUGGGCCCUGGGUGCCUGGGUCUGGUGGAGAGAGGUGCCAGACACAGAGCGCUCCAUAAGCAGCCCUGCAGAGCUGGCCCUGGGUGCAGAAAUGAAAUACAGAGAGCUUCACAUUACACACCUGGUUAUUGAUGGCCUCGCUGGAGGCCUCUGCCCCCACCUUCCACUUGGGAACGGCCUGUACUGCGGGGGUUGGGCACCUCCGAAGCUAUGCUGGGAUAUAAGAAAGACAUGCUUCCUUUUACUCUCUGCCCAUCUCUCAGCCUGAGUGCAACUUAGAGGACACACACAUACCCACGUGCAGAAGGUGCACUCAAAAUGGACUCAAACAGCUUUUUUCGGGUUGUAUGGGAAUUAUAAUAAUCUCACCUCUCCCAACAAUUAAAACAAGCAACUAGAUCCUCCAGAAGUCACACCAACAACUGGGUCAGCUACACGCAAGGAAUGCUUCAAAACUACAUUAUCAACAUGCAAUGCACUAUUUGCUUUGGGAACUGGUACUCUCCUGGGAGGUGGCAGAGGAAGGACGCAGACAGGCACGGAGAAUUACCACCCAGGCAGAGUGGCUGAGGCGUGCAUCCGCUGUGUUCUGAGUGACUGGCCAGCCUCCUGGGACGGCCUGGAGCUUGCUGUCACUGAGCUUGCUCGCUAUGACCUGCUGCUUUAAACUCUCACCAGACCAGAAAACAGGCUACCUUUGAUUCCAGGGAAUGCUCUCUGUAAGAGAGGUGUUGGAAGAACAAGCGGUGGCUUUAUGAGGGUAGAUGUGUCCCAGUUGCUGACCUUUGGGGACUGGUCUUUAUCUUUGGAUGGUUGACAGGUUUCAGGUAAUAGCCUUGGACUGAUUCCCCACUUCCAUAGCUUGGAUUAUCACUGAGCAUUGCUGCAGUCACCCAGGAUUUGAAAAUGCAAGAUGAGCAUUCUCUGUUUUGCUCCCUAACUCUCAAGCAUCUUUUGUUGUGUUCACUUCCACUUUGCCUAUGCAUCUAUGGAUAGAGCAGGGGGACAAAGGAGUGCUUCUUUAACCGAGAGGGAAGAAUUCUGACUACAUUUUGUCAACACUACCAGCCCCUGUAAGCAGCUAUGGCCAAACAGAAAACCCACAGUUUCAACUUUUGACAAAUUCCAAGGUGGGGCUUCCACAAAAAUAACAAUACUGCUCACAAAAGCCUUUGGUGCGCAAAAUGCUUGGGUGUGUAUAUAUAGGUCUCACAGUCACCCCAGGGCUUGUGAGGUGGAGAUUACUCUAUUUUAUAGAGUCAUUCAGAGAGGUUCAGUGAAUGAUCCCACCAGAACGCAAACCUAGUUUUCUUUUCUUUCUUUUCUUUUUUUCUUUUUUGGUUUUUCGAGACAGGGUUUCUCUGUGUAGCCUUGACUGUCCUGGAACUCACUCUGUAAACCAGGCUGGCCUUGAACUCAGAAAUCUACCUGCCUCUGCCUCCCAAGUGCUGGGAUUAAAGGUGUGCACCACCACCACCACAGGCUCCUAGUUUUCUUUAGCUUCAAAUACUAUGUACUCUUCAAAGUCUGAGGAUGCUAGGAUUUGGGGAUGGGUGAGUGUUGUCACAGUACCAGCACUUCAGAACAGAAACUACUGUUAACUGGUCCAACCCAUAGAGGAGCCCUAGACUCUGCCAGCAGGGUAUCUAAGCAGAGCUUAUGAAGGCCACAGUCCCUACAUAACCUCAUCAAUGCCUUGCUCCUACUGUCACUCUACAAAGAACUCUGCAUUUCAACAGCCUUUGCUUCUCAUUCUUUGUAGCCUCACUCCAUCCCUCAGACUAGCAUUCAUUUUUUUUUUUUUGUUUUACUUUCUUUUAAGUUCUUUUCCAGUGGUGCGCAGUGCACAGACAGAGUGGAAGUAGUCACGAGAACACAUGGCUAGACUGUGGGCUUGUCUUGAAUUUCCUUUGAGAUCUCAUUCCUUUUUAAAAGCACUACCAGGUCCUUGCUGAGAGAGCUAAGCCACCACCCCUCUAAGCCCACUCGGGAUGCUAGCUGAAACAUGCAGUUCAGCCGGGGAGUGGUGGCACAUGCCUUUAAUCCCAGCACUUGAGAGGUAGAGGCAGGCGGAUUUCUGAGUUCGAGGCCAGCCUGGUCUACAGAGUGAGUUCCAGGACAGGGCUAUACAGAGAAACCCUGUCUCAAAAACAACAAAAACAAAAACAAAAAACCAAACAACAAAAAAACCCCCCCACACACAAAAAAACCACACACACAAAAAAACCAAACAUGCAGUUCAUCUUCCAACUGUGGCCAACCUUGACAACAAAAAAACCUUUGCUCAAGAUUUGUGCGGGCAAAUAACAAAGUCUCUCAUGGUUUGCGUGAGCUUAUAACUACAAUUUUGUGUUGGGCUGCAUUUAUGGUUAUCCUUGGCUAUGUGCAGAUGCAUGUGGCUUAUGGGCUGCAGGCUGGACACAUCUAAGACAAGGGAGAUCUAUGAUGCAGAGAAAAAUCUCUAAGAUGAGGCAGAUGGCAGAUUUUAUUUAAUCAAAACCUCUUGCUUCUCUCAGUUCCUCCUUCUGCACUCACUCAAAAUUGGGGUCUCAGUUCAAUCUAGACAGUGAGAAAAGGCAGCCCAGUCGACCUUCCUUGUCCUCCACUGGAGCACACUUGGGUAGGCUGGCAUCAGCCUCAGAUCCCCUCCCUAUCUCACUGGUGUACUCCAGCUGAGACAUCAGAAGGGAGGCUGCAGGGGCGGGGGCGCAGUAUUCAUCAAUCAGACUGGGACACUGCAGCCUCUGACCCGGGCCCCUGCCUGAGCUAGGGAAAGAACACCUACCUGUAGUCAGGAUUUCUCCUGCAGCAACCCUUACUUUCUGGUCCAUCCAUCUUGGCUCUCACUGCUCUCCUGCUCUCCACCCCCAACUGCCUCCACAUGUGGGCUCAGAAGUCAUCAUCUAAAGAAUUCCACUGCUCACCUCCUGCAUAGCAGCACAGCCCCAUGAGGCCGCACACCAGAUGGAAGGGAUAAAAGUACGAGGUCAUGGCUUCUAGCAAGAGGUUUUUCUUAAACUAACCCUGACUCCUGGAAAAAAGUCAGAGCAGGAGUAUGUCUGGUGAGCUGCUGACAACAGCAGCUUCAUAGAUCUUGUAUAAAAGGGGCGGGAAAUUCUACCUUGGCUUCAAUGGAAAUUUCCCUACUUGUAUCUUUGGGUCUACUCCUGGUUUCAUGUCUGUAGCUUGAAAAUGUCUGAGAAGAAUGCAGAGAUGGACAAAUCAAAGGAUUCAGUGUUUCCUAAAUGUGAGGACCCACAUGCUGACACACAGACCUUCCUUCAACAGAUGCCUUGUUUCUCCAAGGAAUAGCAACUAUCAAGUAAAAGAAAAGGGAGAAAGGUACACUAGGACCCCGAUGACCUUGGACAGGCUGUUAGUAGGUCUUCAUAGGUUUGUGAAGAAUGAAAAAGGCAAGGGGGUUAGGGAAUGGCCAUCACUGAUAGCAUUAGGAAUGUUGGGAGACAACACACAGAAACAGCAGCUACACAGAGACAGACUGGGCAACAAGUCUUAGAAUAAAGGAAGUAUGAGUGAGAGCUAUCAGAGAUGUUUUUCCAAAGGAGGUGCCCGAGAGCUGGAAUGUUAUAAGAUAAGGCAUAAACAGCUGGAAAGCAGUCAGAGGAAGGCAGUCUAUGUUGAAGGGACUGGUGUGGGCUGAGGCUUACAAGCAAGAAUGUACAAGCAAUAGAUUAGGAAUUUCAAGAAAGUAUAUACUAUAUGCAUUGGGGAAUACAGAAAAAUCAGAAUGCUGAGCCCAGAGCUUUAUUAUGAGGUGACUAUGUCAGAAUGGCCAGAGUCCCAUAAGAGCCACAGAACAGCUAUGUCCGUGAACUCCAGGGCACCUAUGGGAAAGCACUGGGAUGAGUUCAUCUGAUACAGCAACAGAGAUGACUGUUUGUGAAAUCCAUCAAAAUGCUAUGCGUCAUUAACUACUGAUCCUUAUCAUUUGAAAUUCUGAGUUAAGUGAUAUUAAAUGCCAAGAGCUAUGGUACAUGAAUAUAGCAUUCAUCCCAGAACCUGACAUCAGACAAGUCAAAUGCAGAAGAAAUGAGAAUGUAAAAAAGAAAUAAUUUACAAUGGAAAAUACAUUUCUUUCCUUCACUCCAAACUUUAAAACUUGUCUGACUCUUAUUCUAUUUGAUAUAUUGGAUUUUUGUGGCUACGGGUUUAUCAUAUCUGAGGACAGAAUGGAUAGAGGGAAACUUCAGGAGAAUUUUAGAGACCACAAAACAAGUUGACUGAUGAGUGAGAAGACAAUUCUAAUGCACUACAGGGCAUUGGACCAACAGCUAAGAGUGAACAAAUUCUGAGCCAUGGUCUCCAACUAGAUUGUGGUUGGUUAGAUUUGUGGUUUGUUAGGUUGAUAAAAACAGCUAUUUAGCAGAAUAUUUAAUCUAUUGUACUUGACAGAAUUGCCAUAACUUACAUUGACAAAAAUCACACGGGUAAUCCUACUGCUCUGUUUAGUUUCCUGAUGCCACUUUCAAAAACAGCAUAAAUACUGGGUUGUGAGCAAGACCCAGUGUGGUGCUGAGUUGUGUAUUUUAACGCUCCUGACUGAGCUCGAAGGCAAGCAGUAGCUUAGGUUUCGGCUUCACCUAGCUGGCAUGAGUAGGCACGGGAGGGAGGCGGCAACUAAAUGUGACGGUGUUUGUCAGUGUCAUCGUGGCUUCCCUCCUCUCCUAGGCAGUUUAUUAAAGGUGGUUUCUGAGACCCUUUACAAAAGGAAAGCUCAGGGGUUUACAUUCAAUGGUGACACCAGCAUGAAUUCAUUAAGCAGCAUGUUUCAGGUUGCACUGUAAUUUCUCCGUGUAAUGUAAACCCAUGGAAUCUGACAUAAGCUGAUUGCUUGUGCUGGUUAUUUUAUUUACAUUUCUGAAUGGAGGGGAUUUCAAUACUCAUAAAAUAUCUGUCUUAUUUUUCAUCUGGUCUCCCAGGGCAGCUAUUAUAAAAUAAGCCUAGAGACAGAAGCCUCAACUUGCAUGACUGGUUAAGCAACAAGGGAAAAGUUAUUGCUCAAAAAGCAAUUUUAAAAAAUUCAAUAUGGAAUUUGAGGCCAAAACACAGAUAUGGUUACUCUUAAUGCCAUCCAGAAGAUAAAAGCUCAGGAAAAAAAAAAAAAACGCUAAAUAACCAAGUUCCUUAUCUUUGUUCCAGUACUGUGAGGGUGGGGAGCAGCUUCCCAGAGUUCAGAGGGCUGGAGCUAAGUGCUCCGGAGACCCAGUGAAUGCUGGCAGACACAGCCAGUAGUGAGUGGCACAGGAAUGCAGGUGACUGAAUGGCUGGGAAUGGGCUCCCUACCACAUAGAAAGUGAAUAUGCUUUCUCACCACCGGGUUACGAGUUAGAGUGCAUUAGGAACUGCCACCACACAGCCAACUUACUCUCUAGAAGUAGAUAUUCUGUUAGCCUACUCAGAGAUUAGCCCUUUCUGCUUAUUCCAGUAGGUUUGGAAAUCUUAGAGAUUGCCAGAGUAACAGUCACCAGGAAAUUCUGAAGCCUCCAUCUUUUGCCUUCAAAUCAUUGCUCAAAUUAUCUACGUCCUUUCUUCUGCCUCAGCACUGAGUUACUACAGUACACUCCCCGGUCCUCCAGUCCAGCCUACGCUUCUGCUCCACACACUACAUCAUUUAGUCAGUUUCCACUUUCACUGAUUACAUAUCUGAAUUGCAUAAACUCACCAGCCACAGGAUCCAUGCCUAUUUUACACUAUAUACACUGUUAUUCUAGUAUUCAGGAGGCUGAAGCAAGGAGGAUUGGGAUUUGAGGUCAGCCUGAGCUACGCAGGGAGACCCUGUUUCAAAACCUGAGUCAUAACUUUAAGUUUCCAGUUAGUACAUAUCACUUGACUGAGGAAUCAGUUUCUAAAGAUAGGAACUAGUCUCACUUCCUUGGGAAGCAAACACUCUGGAGGUCCCUCCUAUACAGAAAGACUUGUAAAGGAUUCAGAGUUGGAAUAGCAAAGUUCAGCUUGUAAGCAUGGACAAUAGGAACUUACUUAAUGCAGUGUCCCAAAGUUCUUCUGUUAGGUUUUUAAACUUGCAUGGCAUAUGCCUAUUUAUCAGAAUUAGUGCUGCAGGAGACAGGUAUGGGGUGAGUAUGUGAGCUCUGGGAGAUGUAGGGCAUUGUCUCUUGCCCUCUUCCCAGCAUAAACAGAAGUCAGUAAGUAGUUCUAAGUCACUAGUCUGCUCCUAUGACAUGGUAGGAUUUCAUUUUCACCUAGGGUAUCCUUCAGCCAUUAUUAAAUGGUCACUAUCAGGAAUGAGAUGGUAUAAAGGAGGGAAAUAUAUGGGUGGGCUUUUAUGGCCGUUACUCUGUGGCUAGGAGGUAAGACUUUACUUAAAUGUGUCACUGAGGAACUCUCCAUUAUGUGUUAAAUAGUAAAUUAUUCAUGCAGACAUUAUACUAAAUAUUGCAUUUACAAAACUAUGAAC
Apodemus sylvaticus (European woodmouse) is the source of this 11346-nucleotide messenger RNA. It is a transcript of the gene Wnt2b, whose product is annotated as Wnt family member 2B. Gene Ontology annotation, biological process: multicellular organism development; cell fate commitment; canonical Wnt signaling pathway. NCBI's taxonomy places the organism in Eukaryota, Metazoa, Chordata, Mammalia, Rodentia, Muridae. Bases 304 to 1479 code for a protein of 391 amino acids. The transcript has 5 exons. Gene Ontology annotation, cellular component: extracellular region. Gene Ontology annotation, molecular function: frizzled binding; cytokine activity. The record is from RefSeq and is a predicted model, not a curated record.